Molecule: messenger RNA, 942 nt
Organism: Rhineura floridana
Lineage: Eukaryota; Metazoa; Chordata; Lepidosauria; Squamata; Rhineuridae
Gene: SPATA9
Product: spermatogenesis associated 9
Exons: 5
Coding region: 1-717 (238 amino acids)
Source: RefSeq, a predicted model, not a curated record
AUGACUCUCAGGCCAAUUGGCUGGAUAUGUGGGGAGCUGGUCAGGAAAUUUGCUGGACAAGCCGAGAUAAUACAGAGAGCCUUCUUGGAAAUUAUAGAUGAACUGAGGGAUGAAUUUCCAAACUUACUGAGACUGACAAGCUCAAACCAGCAAAACGAUCGCACUGUGCAGCGAUCUGGGUCAGUUGUGGCAAGGGUGUUCUCUUCAGAUCAUGGAGCAAUCAUUAUGAAUGGGCUAUCUAAACUAACCCACUCUUCUAAGUCAAUUGCUAAAUUCUUGCAGCCACACCUUCUUCGAAAAUUUGCAGAGCUAAAUACGUUAUCGUAUCGUCUCUUGGAAAAACUGAAUGCUCCCAAACCACCUCUAUAUAAAAUGAAGGACAGAACAAUGUUCUUUUAUGAUGUCAUAUCCUAUCCAGCAAAAACUGCCCUCACCAGUGUAAUGUGUGUUUCUUAUGCGGCACUAAUUUAUCUGGCAGUCUCCAUUAAUAAAGUGCUGGGAAAAAUUAAAAACAUCAUUGAAAUGGAAAAGACCUCCAGGGAAAGCAGCAGUGAUGGUUUUGAUGCAGAUGGAUUUCCCAGAGCCAGGGAAGCAGGAAGCUACUCUGCAACUUCUCCCACAGAACAAGUAUCUUCAGAGUUGACUACUAAGGCAUCGCAAAACAGUGGAAGCAUCCAUACACUACUUUCAGCAAUAGAUCAAGAAAAUGAACAGUAAUAAUCCUUUGCAGUGUGCAUAGCUGUGAUCUUUCUGUUUGUGCACCAACUGUUUUAUUCAAUACACAAAUAUGUGAAGACAGCCUUCAUUUUCCAUUAAACAAAUGCACCAGGCCUUAUGCAGGCAACUGAGACAAUAUCUUUCUACAAUAGUUUGUUAAUUGAUUUCCAAUUUUAAAUUUUAUAUGAUGUUAUUCUGUGUUUAUAUAUGUUGUAAACAGCUUUC